Molecule: messenger RNA, 974 nt
Organism: Diabrotica virgifera virgifera (western corn rootworm)
Lineage: Eukaryota; Metazoa; Arthropoda; Insecta; Coleoptera; Chrysomelidae
Product: leucine-rich repeat-containing G-protein coupled receptor 4-like
Exons: 2
Coding region: 117-863 (248 amino acids)
Cellular component (GO): extracellular matrix
Molecular function (GO): protein binding
Source: RefSeq, a predicted model, not a curated record
GUUUAUAUCUAAAAUAAUAUUGGUGAAACAAUAAACCAUAAAUUUUAUUAUUUUAUGGUAAAUAAAUACCCAACCAAGAUACAAAUGUUCGCAGUAGUUUUUCCAAUUUUAUUGCUAUGAAGUUUCUGGGAGUUUUAAUUUCAUUCCUACUGCUAAUAAAAAAAUAUGGAUGCAGUGACGUUGGGUGGCCUCUGAAUAUCCCGGUUGAUCCAAGACGAAUAUGUACAAAACUGAAUACAGCACUCUUAACAGAUGAACACCAGACUCUACCACAAACCCGAGUCCAGUGCGUUUAUGUCUCGAAUUUUAAGAGUAAAGUGGAUGGAAACGCUAAUUUAGAUCAAUAUAAAGCCUUUUUUGAUGCAUCCCAAACAGCUGAGACACUUGAGUCACGUAGUAUGAAUUUAACAAAUGUUCCAGUAAAUGUUAUAUCACGUUUACCAAACCUUCAGGAUGUGAAUCUUAGUUUUAACAAAAUCCAUAACUUACCUGAAGACUUAUCUAAUUAUGCUCCUAAUAUAUAUUCGCUUACUUUAUCGAACAACCAAGUACAUGUACCAGAUGAUGGACCCCUUUUAGUGUCCAACACUCUGCAAAGUUUACAAUUAAAUGAUAAUGGAAUUAAUAAGUUAUAUGUAUCAACGUUUGAAAAGUUACCUAACUUACGCGAUUUAUUUUUAUACUCUAAUAACCUACAAGAUCUUUCUCCUAUAUAUGGAAAGGUACCCAAUUUAAAAUAUUUAGACGUGGCAGAUAACUAUAUAGAUCAUUUACCUUCAAAAAGUGAUAUAUCCGAAGCACUAGAAGAUUUUGUUACCGAACCGCAAAAUGUACGAUUUACGGAGUCUACGCCCGUUGCUUGAAAUAUUAUACAGGGGGAGGGUGAUUGAAAUAUCCCAAUAUAUCAAUCAAUGCUACAAUACUAUUAUUUUGUAAUUUGAGAAACUCUCGUUAAUAAAAUAUAUUUAUUUAAA